This is a messenger RNA of Trichosurus vulpecula (common brushtail), 447 nucleotides long. It is a transcript of the gene CFAP90, whose product is annotated as chromosome 1 C5orf49 homolog. The transcript is spliced from 3 exons. Bases 1 to 447 code for a protein of 148 amino acids. The record is from RefSeq and is a predicted model, not a curated record. NCBI's taxonomy places the organism in Eukaryota, Metazoa, Chordata, Mammalia, Diprotodontia, Phalangeridae.
AUGGCGGAGGAGGAUGAGGAGGAGAUUACUGAGGACCAGCUAAGAGUGAAGCCCAAGCCUCCCCCCGUCUCUGCUUUGUGCGAUUUCAGCUACAUCCCGCCCCGGCGCUUGGACCCUAAGGAGCACAGCUACUUCUACCAGGAAGGCAAGACAGGAGUUGUUUCCAUAUUUGAUUGUAUUUUUAAAAGACCUCUGGAUUACAAUCAAAAGUUGCAUCGAGAUGAUCGAGAGCAUGCCAAAAGUAUAGGACUCAAGGUUAACGAGGAGGAAUGGGCAAGACCUAUUGGAGCAUUGACCUCUUCUAUUUAUGGAAGACAUAUAUAUAAGCCUGUGGAAGAGAUGAACAGAGAGCACGUGAGGGUUAACCAUUUGAAGGUGGAGUUCUACCGAAAGAAUUCUAUCACUUGCAUGGAAGAACCUGGUUUUGGGCACAUUGCCCCAUCCUAA